AUGGUCAGCUACCCAUGUUCUGUUUGCAGAGCUACCUUUGACAGUGCACGGGGCCUUUCGAAUCACAAACGUGGCAAGUGUGCACGGAAGGAGGCAGGGUCAAUAACAUCUUUAAUUGAAAAGCGGCGUCAGGACCGGGACAAUCAGCUUGCUGCCAAGGUGCGAAGGCUAGAAGAUGAAGAUGCUGCAAUCAGGGAGCGGGAGGCAAUCCAGCAACAGAGUGCAGAAGCACCAGACGACAAUGAGAUACCCGAUUUCCAGGAGCCAACCCCACCACCCAUAGUUCGCCCAUCUGGAUUACCAAACCAUGCUCGUCAACUGCCCAAACGUUACUGGGACAUCCUCCCUCCAUUACCUGUCCUUCCCCAACCACCACAGGUGCCUACCGCUUCUCCCCCAGAAUCAUCACCCACUGGUGUUCAAUCGCAUUCUCCGACACCGCCGCAGUCAUACACCACGCAACCUGACCACUAUGGACUUUUUUGA
Messenger RNA from Suillus discolor, 486 nucleotides. RefSeq lists its product as uncharacterized. NCBI's taxonomy places the organism in Eukaryota, Fungi, Basidiomycota, Agaricomycetes, Boletales, Suillaceae. The transcript is spliced from 2 exons. The record is from RefSeq and is a predicted model, not a curated record. Bases 1 to 486 code for a protein of 161 amino acids.